Drosophila arizonae is the source of this 5031-nucleotide messenger RNA. It is a transcript of the gene RhoGAP18B, whose product is annotated as Rho GTPase activating protein at 18B. The record is from RefSeq and is a predicted model, not a curated record. Gene Ontology annotation, biological process: signal transduction; regulation of GTPase activity. Gene Ontology annotation, cellular component: cytoplasm. NCBI's taxonomy places the organism in Eukaryota, Metazoa, Arthropoda, Insecta, Diptera, Drosophilidae.
CCGAAUGCAUCGACACUAAACAUGAUCGCUGUCUCUGUCUGCGUCUGUGUGCAAGUGUGCGGGAGGAAGGGGUUGCACAUAUAAUAGCGCGUGCGCGCAUGUGUGUGUGUGUGAGAGCAAUUGAAAGAGAGCGAGCGACGAGCGACUAUUUGACAGUUGACUCGCAUCAAUUAAAAGCGCAUAACAGAUAAAAUGAAAUGAAAUGAAAACUGUUUUUUUUUUCUCUCGUGUUUAUGUGUAUUUUUCGUGUCUUUGAUUCUGUCGACGUUGUUGAAAAACAUAAAAAAUAAAUGAUGAUGCAGCAAUAUAGUAAUAAUAACAAACAACGCGAUAAACGCGUGUGAUAGUGAAUGGGAAUAAACUAAAACGACGGAGAGUGUGUGUGAGAUAGAGAGAGAGAGAGAGAGAUAGCGACCAGCAAACUGACAAAGCAAAAGAAAUGCCGCAACAAGUGGAAAUGAAAAGCAGCAAGCGAAGCAGCAGCGAAAUCAACGACAACAAUAAUAAACAGCACAUUUCCAAUCAGAACGAGGCGACACAGUCGCAGCUGCGCAGUAAGCGCAGUCGCCAGCUGCAGCCCCAGCAGCAUAUCUAUGAGAAUCUGCCASCGUCGGCGUCGGCGUCGGCAUCGUCGCAGCAGCUGCGCAAAUACUUUCGCCGCGAGGUGAUUUACGAAAAUCUGUGCCACGGCUGCGGCUAUGGCGUCUUUGCAGCACAAGGUCGCUAUUGCCACUUCUGCCAGUGCAUUGUGAGCGGCAGCGUCGUCGCAGCGCUGCAGCAACAACAGCCUCAGCCGCUGUCUGCGUCGAGCGGCAGCGAAUGCAAUAUUUAUGAGAACAUUUGCGAGCUCUGCCGGGGCAUCUACAGCGACAGCGAGCCAUGCGCGUGUCUAAGAAGUGCCACGCCCACAGGCGCAACGGCAGCUCCGAUUGAAAAUACGUCGCUGCCGCAGCCGCAGCCGCCGCCAGCUGCGACGCCAGCGACUGCCAAGGCCGGCAAAUCACGGACUCUGCUCGGCUACUCCAAGUCCAGCGCAGCGACGCUGACGCGCCUCUUUGGCUCGCUGAAGCAGCUGAAUCGCUCCGGCUCGCUGCAGCGACGCCUCUUCCAAAAGGAGGUGGUGGGCGGUGGGAAGGUCGGUGGCGUCGGCGGCGGCGGCUCAUUAGAAAUCAUUCACAACGUGGGCGAAGUGUUCCGCACGCAGGAGACGUUCGAUAUGCAGCGCAUCUGCGAGCUGAAGCGCCAGCUGCAGUGCAGUCGCAGCGAUCAGCACAUCUACGGCAGGCUGCGCAGCGAACGGGAGCCUGAACCAGAGCCGCUGCCUCAGUCGCAGUCGCAGCCGGAACCGGAGCCGGAACCAGAGCAAGACAGACAGACAGAGGGCGCAAGCGCAGCGGAGCAGACGCGCAAAAAGCCGCGCAUAUCGCGCAUGCGUCUGCUGCGUCAAGACGAGCAGCAGUUAAACUGCCAGGCAGCAGCAGCAGCUGCAGCAGCGCCGUCGACGUCUGCAGCUCUAUUUUUGAAUGAAAGCAUUUGCCAGUGGAUGAGCGCGCUGCGACGCGAGCUGCACAGCUACGAGGAUGCCAACGGCGGCAUUGGCUGCCAGCAGCCCAAAAGCGUGCCGCCGGCCUAUGAGAGGGAGCGAGAGCGCGAACAAGUGGCUGAACCUGUGACGCUGCGACGCAGCGAGGCAGCGGCAGCCGCAGCGGCAGAGGCAGAGCCGGCAGCGCAGCAGCGUUUGGUGAGCGAUUUUAAGCGCAAACUGUUGGCCAAGCCACAUUUCCAAUUAGACGCCCAAUUGGAAAGCCAAUUAGCGCAAAACGGGCCGCCGCAUGGCGAUGUGCAGCUAGACGAUCGACGUCGGCGUCGCUGCGGCAUCAAUGAACGGCACGAUGCAGCCUUUGUUAGUGAGUUUCUCAGCGGUUUGGCGGUCACUGAGUGCGCCAGGCCAGCGACAGAGACAGAGCUCGAAAUAACUGUUACAACAACGCCGACAAUGUGCAAAGCAGCGGCAGCGCUGCUCGCUGGUUGCUUGUCGCUGCCUCAGCUGUGGCAGACGACUGCGCUUGCGGCCAGCUUGCAUCGCAGCGUCAUUUUCUACUGCGGCUAUGACAAAUUGCUGAGCGCCUUUUUGCAGCGACGACAGCGACUGCGCAGCGAUAGCAUUGAGCGCUGGCUACGUCGCUAUCGCCGCUACUGUGAGAGCGACAACAACAACAACAAUAUCGCCGAGUGUGAGUCAGCGUCGAGACAACAGCAGCAGCAACAGCAACGGCAACAGCGUCGGCAGCGGCGACGCCUAUUGGGGCCGCCGACAUUGGAGCUGCCAGUUGUGUUAGCGACGCCACCGAGUGACGACGUUGCUGCGGCCACAUGGCAUGUCGGCAGCAUUAGCCAAGCGCUAGAAUCGUGCGGGCGAGAGAGCGUGAGCGUGAACUCGAGCGCGAUCGUGAGCGUAAGCGUGUGUGAGAGCGAGCAAGAGACGCGAUCGGUGUGCGCCAGCAGCGACGACGGCGUCGUUGUUGGCAGAGCGCUGAUGGCGGCACCCAGGCAGAGUGUCGUGACAGAGCGCUCCAGCAGUGACGACAGUGAAAACAAUAGCAGCAACAAUAAUAAUAAUAUCAACAACAACAACAACAACAACAACAACARCAGCAGCAGCAGCAGCAGUAACAAUAGCGACAAUAAUAAUAAGGAGUGUGACAAUGUUAACCAACAUCAACAACAACAGCAACAACAACAACAACAACAACCAACAAUAACACAGAAUUGUGUGAUAAAAGUGCGUCGACCGGCGCCUCAGGUGCCCGUGCGUAAUCCAACCACGGCGCUUACUAAGAACCAAAAUGAGAAAAGCAACAACAACAACACCAACAAACAGAUUGAAAACAACAGCAGCGAAACGAACGUUGCGAUUAAUCAAGUGAAAGAGCUGCGAGCAGAGGCAGAGAUGGAAGCAGCGGCUAAGACAGGGGCAGAGCAGCAGCAGAACCCGCUGCAGCAGAAGGAGAAGGAGAAGGAGAAAGAGCACCAACAACAACAGCAGCAACAGGAGGAGGAGGAGGAAGAGGAAUCCAUUUAUCAGACCAUCUGGCAGUUUAAAACCUUGGAGCCAGUGCCAGAUGACAAUGAAGGCGAAGAAGAAGAAGAAGACUUUGAGAUCAUCGCAGCGACCGAUGCGACGGCCAGCGAUGACGAUGCAGACGCUGAAUUUUAUGCGGAUGCCGAGACCGACGCAGACGUCUACGUCGACGCCGAUGAUAUUCAGGCUGAGGAAUUGGCGCUGCAAGCGGCGGCGGCAUUUGCGGCUGGCGCACGUCACAGGCUGACUAAGCAAACGACGCCGGCGCCGCUGUCGCCGCUGCCGUCGCCAACGGCGUCCAUGGAUCAAGGCGCCUGGGAGACGGAUGACGAGUUUAUGUUCGCCAAGGCUGACGAGCAGCAGCAGCGGGAGCAGCAGCAGCGGCAGCAACUGAGAGAUCAGCAGAACGCCGAGACGCUUAGCGUGGGCAGCACGGUGACCAACAGCACGGCGACGCUUGGCUCCAUCAGCAGUAGGGGCAGCGCUGGCAGCAGCAGCCUCGACAGCAGCGCUGCGACUGCGCCGCAAACACUGACGCAUCCGCUGCUGCGCAACAUAUGCAUUUGCUACAGCCUCAAGGAGCCGCAGAAGUAUAGCGUUAUCUUCUACGACUACGAGCGGGCGCAGCUCCAUCAGCAUUUCAUGACCCGCAGGCGAUGUCCGCCACCGCCGCCGCCAGCGAAGUGGGCAGCGCAGCUGACGACGACGUCGCCGGCAAUUGGGAACCUGAACAGCAACGAUGACAGCGGCUGCAGCUGCGAAGCGGAUGCCGACGAGCUGCCCGAUCACAUACCGCAUCCGCUCAAAGAGGAUUGGGCCCUGGCCGUGCUCGCUGCCGCAGCGAGCAGCAAACGCGGCGUCGCUGCUCGCGCCGGCCGCAAGCUGCGCGUACGCUCCAGCGGGCGUCUGCUCAUACCCACCUCGGUGCUGGCGUGGCGCGAGCAGCUCCAAGAUGUCAACUACUGUGAGGAUGAGGAGGAUAUGAUUGUGCCAGUGAGCGAUAUUCUGCGCGCCCAGCAAAUCAAGGAGGACAACGAGGUGCAGCAGACGCAGCAGUCGACCAUCCUGCAGCGCUUCAAGAGCGCCUCCAUUGCCAACCUCAACGAUCUGCCCGGCGAAGAGGACAAGAAGUCGAUUAGGAAUCGCAUGCGUAUGAAAUUCAGCGGCUUUUCUCUGAGAUUUCGCAUCAAUCGAUCGCCCAAGAGUGAGAAGAAAUCGCGCACACGUCGCAGCCAGGUGAACAGCCUCUGUCUGGAUGAGCAGUCCAAGUAUCCGCUGUUUGGGGCACGACUGAAUCUGCUGGAGCUGAACAUGUCGGAUCAUCCGUAUGUGCCGCGCUUUGUCGUCGACGUCUGCGCCCACAUCGAGCAGCCCGAUUGCAUCAAACAGGAUGGCCUCUAUCGCGCCAGCGGCAACAAGCUGCUCGUCGACGAGCUCAAGCGCAAGCUGACCCAUGUGUAUGAUCCACGCUUGCUGCAGACAGAUGACAUACACACGCUCACCAGCCUGCACAAGCAAUUCUUUCGCGAGCUGCCAGCUCCGCUGAUCACCCAGGAGGCGUACGAUCGUCUCGGAUGCUGCCUGACCGACGAUGCGGCGAUCGAGCUAAUGCAUUUGGCAUUCGAUGAGAUGCCCGAACCGAAUCGCUCGACACUGCGUUUCCUAAUCAAGCAUCUCACCAACGUUGCGGCAUUCAGCAGCGACAAUCGUAUGCCUGCCUCAAAUCUGGCCAUUGUCUGGGGCCCCUGUCUGCUGGCUGCCAACAAUAUCAAUUUCAAUAUUGGCCGCAUGAAUAUGUUGGCCAAGGUGCUCAUUGAGAACUAUGAACGCAUCUUUCGUCCGGCAAAUGAGCGUCUUGUCUGCUAGAUAUAUAAUGCAUGCAUACAUGCAUAUAUACAUACAUACAUACAUACCUAUGUGUAUGUAUGUAUUUAUUCACAUAUACACAC